UAUUGGGUCUCUGGCGGCCACCUGGAAGGUGAGCUGCUGGAGACACCUGGUGGUCACUGGGUCCUUCUCAAUCCUAAACUAACUCUUUUACGGAAGAAUGAGGGGGAGAUUACGACUCGCUCUUGUUUGCUACUAGGAAGCAAUUGCUCCAUUUCUUAGGCCUGAGGAUUUCUCUCUCUUUUUUUGUGAACCGGUAACUUCACGAUUAGGAAUGGGUUUGGAAGUUAGUCUCGGUUGGCCACGGCAUUCUUCCUUUCUCCUUCCUGCUUCAGGAGUCCACUUCCUUAAGAGCGAAUUAAUCUGCUAGAAAGAAGCUAUAAACAUCCAAACUCUGCUUCUCUGUCAUCCUGGGGAAACAGACUUGUAGGUUGCUUCCCACAGGUCGGGCUCCGUUACGGUGAUUUGAGAAAACAACGGCGCAAUGGGAGUCCAGGGACUUUGGAAACUGCUUGAGUGCUCGGGAAGACAGAUAAAUCCAGAAACACUGGAAGGAAAAAUUCUUGCUGUUGAUAUUAGCAUUUGGUUGAAUCAGGCACUUAAAGGAGUCAGAGACAGACAUGGAAACUCAGUUGAAAAUGCCCAUCUUCUUACUUUGUUUCAUCGACUUUGCAAGCUGUUGUUUUUCAGAAUUCGUCCAAUUUUUGUUUUUGAUGGAGAAGCACCACUGUUGAAGAAACAGACCUUGGCUAAGAGAAGACAAAGAAAAGAUUUGGCAUCUACUGACUCCAAGAAAACUACAGAAAAACUUUUGAAAACAUUCUUAAAAAGACAAGCUAUCAAAACUGCUUUGAGAGGCAAAAGAGAUGAAGUACUUCCUAGUCUUACUCAGGUUCAAAGAGAUGACAUAUAUGUUUUGCCUUCAUUACAAGAGGAGGAAAAAAAUAGUUCAGAAGAGGAAGAUGAAAAGGAAUGGCAAAUAAGAAUGAGUCAAAAACAAGCAUUACAGGAAGAGUUCUUUCAUAAUCCUCAUGCUAUAGAUAUUGAAUCUGAAGACUUCAGCUGUCUACCACCAGAAAUAAAGCAUGAAAUCUUGACUGAUAUGAAGGAAUUUACUAAGCGAAGAAGAACAUUGUUUGAAGCAAUGCCUGAGGAAUCCAAUGACUUUUCAGCAUAUCAACUCAAGGGCUUGCUUAAAAAAAACAACUUGAACCGACAUAUAGAAAGUGUACAAAAAGAGAUGAAUCAGCAGCAUUCAGGCGAGAUUCAAAAACAAUAUGAAAAUGAAGGUGGAUUUAUGAAGGUGGUGGAGUCAAGGAAAGUAAUUUCUGAAGAUACUUCUCAUUACAUCUUGAUAAAAGGCAGUCAAGCUGAGAAAGCUGAAGAAAUGGAUACUAAAUCAGUUCUUCCUUCUUCUAGUAAAAUGUGUAGCCCACAUCCUUUUGAUGCAAAACCAUCCUCAUCAUUUGAGAAGCUGAAGACAGAGAAAGACGUUAAGACUGAUGCAGCAGCUCCUCCUUCCCCAAGGACUUUAUUAGCUAUCCAGGCUGCCAUGAUGGAAAGUAGCUCAGAAGAAGAGGUAGAGAAUGAAAAUACAAAGAAAUUCAGUGUAAAAAAAGCAUAUUUUUCUGCAUCAGUAGAUGAAGGCUCUGUAUCACCUAGAUCUUUGCUAGCAAUUCAAGGAGUUCUUGAUGAUGAUGAUGAUGUGAAAGCAAAUGAUAGGAAAAACUCUCAGAAUGGAGUGUUAGAGAUUAAAGAGAUUCUUACAAAUAGAUCAGAAGAAGAAGAUGAAUUCCUUAAAGUUAGAGAAAGCAAAGGAAUACAGUUCACAACAAUGUCUCAUUCAGAAAAUACAAUAUUUGAGCAAGGAGAUGAUUGCAACAUUAAGAAUGAGCACAAAUCUGUAACUGCGAUUCAUUCAUCAAAUAAUAUCCUUUUAGAAAAGGAUGAGUCUAUUGUUAUGGAAGACACAGCACCAGUAAUUCACUCAGCAAAUGCAGUCUUUGAACCAAGUGUUAAAUCUAUUUGUAAGGAUAAAAAAGAAUUAAUAUUUACAAGUCAUUCCAAGAGCACAGUUAACGUAGAUAUUGUUGAAUCUGGGGUUGAGGAUAGAAAAGAUUUCAAAAUGACAACUAAGUUGACAAGUACAGUUUUUGUAUCUGAAGAAAAAGAAAACCCUGAGAUUCCUGAAUUAGAAAAGGACAUUUUCAUAUCCCCAACUAAGUGUGAUUACUCUGUUUUGCCUAUUUCAAACAAUGAGAUACAAUAUAAAAAAAAACAGUGUUUAGAAACUGAAACCAACUCUUAUGCCCUGUCAAUGAUAGGAAGUCAUAUUCUUGCUUCAGCAAAAACUGUAGCAAAUUGCAAGCCUCCUGAAAAUGAGGAUUCACAGAAACUUGUACAAGAUGGUAAAAAAAAUGAAUCUUUAGGUCAAGAGUUAAUAUCAGUAACAUCGGAGAUUCUUAACAGAAUGGACUCAGAAGAAGAAAGCGAAUCUGAUGGUAGUUUCAUUGAAGUAGACAGUGAAAGUAAUGGUGAUGAACUUCAGGUGGAAGUAUUCAGACCUCUCACUGAGCAUGGAGAAAAUUCAGUUACUGAAGAGGAGGCUGUAAAUCCGGAGAGAAAAGAGGCUGUUGAGGCCCCUGAAAAGCUCCUAAAAGAUUCUUCUGAAAGUAUGGAGUCAGCCAAGCAGCCAGAGGAAGAGAUUGAAAAAGGAACAGAUGAAAUGAUUGAUGAAUGGCAAGAUAUUAACUUGGAGGAACUGGAAACACUGGAGAACAAUCUUUUAGUUGAACAGAAUUCUUUGAAAGCUCAGAAACAGCAACAAGAACGGAUUGCUGCAACUGUAACAGGACAGAUGUUCUUGGAAAGUCAGGAACUUCUAAGAUUAUUUGGCAUUCCUUACAUCGAGGCUCCUAUGGAAGCAGAGGCUCAGUGUGCCAUUUUGGACUUGACUGAUCAGACUUCUGGAACAAUCACUGAUGAUAGUGAUAUUUGGCUUUUUGGAGCACGACAUGUGUAUAAAAACUUCUUUAGUAAAGACAAGUUUGUAGAAUAUUACCAGUAUAUAGACUUUCACAAUCAACUAGGAUUAGACCGGAGCAAACUGAUUAAUCUAGCCUAUUUGCUUGGAAGUGAUUACACAGAAGGGAUACCAAGUGUUGGUUGUGUUACAGCUAUGGAAAUUCUCAAUGAAUUCCCUGGACGUGGCUUGGAGCCUCUCUUAAAAUUUUCAGAAUGGUGGAAUGAAGCUCAAAAGACUAAGAAAAUAAGACCAAAUCCCCAUGACACCAAGGUGAAAAAGAAAUUGCGACAGUUGCAACUUUCUCCUGGAUUUCCUAACCCGGCUGUUGCAGAAGCUUACCUGAAACCUGUGGUAGAUGACUCAAAAGGAGCAUUCUUAUGGGGAAAACCAGAUCUUGAAAAAAUUAGAGAGUUUUGUCAGCGUUAUUUUGGCUGGAACAAAACAAAGACAGAUGAAUCUUUGUUACCUGUACUAAAACAGCUGAAUACACACCAGACACAGCUCCACAUUGAUUCUUUCUUUAGGCUGAUACAACAUGAGAAACAACAUGUUAAAGGAAUUAAGAGCCAGAGACUCAACAGAGCUGUGACAUGUAUGCUCAGGAAAGAAAGAGAAGAAGAAACUGAUGAAAUAGAAGCAUCUACUGCUGCCAUGGAGAGAGAAUUUAAAUCGCUUGAAAAAACAAAGGACAAAAAUGGGAAGAAAAACAUAGAAAGUAAAUUGGAAAAACAUCAACAUUUAAAAAGAAAAGUAUUUUCCACUGCCAGCCUGGAGAAUAAAUGUGGUGGAGGUGGCUUUGUUGGGGAAGCUUAUUUGUCAGACUCAUUUGAUGUAUCUUUAGGGGAGGAUUCUGAAAGCACAUCUUCAAACCAGGUCAAGAGGGGAAAACCUACUAAACAAUCAAAUAUUGUCUCUUCAAGUUUUCAGGAAAUAAGACAACAUAAUCCUGAGAAGAAUGAAGAAGGGACUAGCAGCUCUAGUGAUGAAGAUGGAAAAGGACCACAAAUGGUUAUGGUGACUGCUAAAUCUGUAUUUGAGAAAAAAAAAGGGAAACAAAGAAAUGUGAGGGGGAAGAAAAGAAAACCAUAAUCUACCUAUCUUUCUAUCUGUAGCUGUGAAAACCAUUGGGGAAGAGAUAAAGGGCUGGCCCCAGAGUCAAGAUGACCUGGAUUCCAAUCUUGCCUCUGAUACAUAUUGUGUGACUUUAGGCAACUUACUUGUUGGUACCUCAGGCAACUACUUAAGAUUUGAGUUUUGGAAUAGUUGCUGGUCUGCAUUGGUAGAGGGAUAUAUAUAUAUUUUUUACCAUGAAAUCACAGGUCUGGAUUUAGAUACAUGUAUCUAUUUAUAAAGAGAGAAAUCAGGUGUAAUGAAAUUUCAUAAUGAAUUUGCUAUAGAGACAAAAUAAAAUUCAACAAACUCUAA
Molecule: messenger RNA, 4387 nt
Organism: Antechinus flavipes (yellow-footed antechinus)
Lineage: Eukaryota; Metazoa; Chordata; Mammalia; Dasyuromorphia; Dasyuridae
Gene: ERCC5
Product: ERCC excision repair 5, endonuclease
Exons: 15
Coding region: 422-4051 (1209 amino acids)
Biological process (GO): nucleotide-excision repair
Cellular component (GO): nucleus
Molecular function (GO): DNA endonuclease activity; single-stranded DNA binding
Source: RefSeq, a predicted model, not a curated record